Messenger RNA from Drosophila busckii, 2420 nucleotides. RefSeq names its product hepatic leukemia factor (gene Pdp1). Gene Ontology annotation, molecular function: DNA-binding transcription factor activity, RNA polymerase II-specific; RNA polymerase II cis-regulatory region sequence-specific DNA binding. The transcript is spliced from 6 exons. Gene Ontology annotation, biological process: regulation of transcription by RNA polymerase II. Bases 464 to 2320 code for a protein of 618 amino acids. The record is from RefSeq and is a predicted model, not a curated record. Gene Ontology annotation, cellular component: nucleus. Lineage: Eukaryota; Metazoa; Arthropoda; Insecta; Diptera; Drosophilidae.
UCUACAAAGAAUUUAAAUAUACAUAAACAAUGCCUUUUCUUAUGCCUACGCUCACCUAUAUAUAUAUGAUAACUGCACUCACAUUCAAGCAUUAUAAAAAAAAAUAGUUGUAGACUGCACUAAGCAUUAUCAUGCUCAUGAUCACGAUUCAUUAUCAUUGCCAUUAUCAGUUAGCAAAGCAAAAGUUUGUUUUUGUUUUUAUCAACGUCAUCACUUAAAAAACACUAAACUGACUGUAACUGUAACUUUUCCAUUGCUAUUCAAAGCGCACAACAGAAUACUAAAUAUUGAACUGAACAGUGUUGCAAAGUGCAUUAAAAAAUGCGCACAAGUUACGCAAGCGGCGCAAUCAAUCAAUUGUUCAAAUAUAAGCCCGAAGUUACUUAAACUCAAAAGCAACAAAGCAAAUAAAUCUGCAGCAACAUUUUUAGUGUGUGCUAAACAGUGUUGAAAAACGUUAGUCAUGUCUUCGGAUACGAAUUCUUGCGCCAGCUUCUUUGCCCAGGAGCAUGCGAAUGCAACUUUGUCGCAAUAUUUUCAGCAGCUCAAUUCGCAAGUUGCUGCUGCCGCCGCAGCCAACAACAACAGCAGCAGCAAUGCUAGCAACAGCAGCAAUAACAACAACAGCAGCGCCAGCAGCAGCAGCAGCAGUGGCAGCAGCAGCAAUGGCAACAACAGCAGCGGUGGCGGCGGCGGCGGUGGCGGCGCCAACAGCGACAGCGGCAAUGAUGGCAGCUUGACUGGAUCACAUGAUAAUCAUCGCAGCAGCGUUAGCAGCAAUGAUUCAGCCAAAAGCAGCGGCUCUGCUACGCCAGCACCAACAGCCAACAGCUGGAGCUUGCAACAGCAACAACAACAACAGCAGCAGCAGCAACAAACUGCAGCGCUGCAUCAUCAUCAUCAGCAACAGCAGCAGCAGCAGCAUGCACAGCAGCAGCAUCUGCAGCAGCAGCAUGCACAUCAGCAACAUGUAGCUGCACAACAGCAAUUGCAGCAGCAGCAGCAACACUCACAUCACGCACAACAACAUGCACAGCAGCAGCAACAUCAUCAACAUCAGCAGCACAUGCAUGCGCAGCAACAGCAACAAGCACAGCAGCAACAUAUGCAUCAACAGCAGCAACAACAGCAGCAGCAACAUCAUGCAGCGCAGCUUGCACACAAUUUAUCCGCAGCAGCGGCAGCAGCAGCUGCCAGCAACAGCAGCAGCAGCAACAACAACACCAACACUCAUUCCAUCUUUGGCACCGGCAACUUCCACUACAAAACCAACAACUCAUGGACGCUGCCAACGCUUGGCUACCAGCGCAUCUAUCAGGACAACCCGCAUUAUCAUCAGCGUCAGAGUUUUAUGGAUAGUCAAGGCGCUGCCAAUGCUGCGGCGGCGGCGGCAGCGGCUGCCAGCAACAACAGCAGCAGCAGCAGCAGCAACAAUAGUAACAGCAACAGCAGCAGCAAUGUGUCCUCAGUGCAACAUGUGGCAAAUGCUGUAGCUGCUGCUGUUAUAGCCAAUGAGCAUCAAAAUCAUUUAAACAGCCUCAAAGCGCGCAACCCACCAACCAGCUCAGGCAGGAAAUCUCCAUUUUUGGGUUUCAUUUGCAAAGCAAACGGCAAAUCCACAUCGAAUAGCAAAGAAAUUAUAUGCCCCGAUGACAAAUACAAGGAGGAGGGCGACAUUUGGAAUGUUGAGGCGCAAACGGCAUUUCUCGGUCCCAAUUUGUGGGACAAGACCUUGCCCUACGAUGCUGACCUCAAGGUAACACAAUAUGCGGACUUGGAUGAAUUCUUGUCGGAGAAUAAUAUACCCGAUGGCUUGCCCGGCACUCAUUUGGGACACUCAAGUGGUCUGGGCCAUCGCUCCGAUUCGCUGAGUCAUGCAGCGGGUCUGUCACUAGGACUCGGGCAUAUAACAACAAAGCGCGAGCGAUCGCCAUCGCCAUCGGAUUGCAUUAGUCCCGAUACGCUAAAUCCGCCAUCGCCGGCCGAAUCAACAUUUUCAUUCGCAUCAUCGGGGCGUGACUUUGAUCCGCGCACCCGAGCCUUCUCCGAUGAAGAGCUCAAACCGCAGCCGAUGAUUAAAAAGUCACGCAAACAAUUUGUUCCAGAUGAGCUCAAGGACGACAAGUACUGGGCGCGCCGACGAAAGAAUAACAUAGCGGCCAAGCGAUCCCGUGAUGCGCGCCGCCAAAAGGAGAAUCAGAUUGCAAUGCGUGCACGCUACUUGGAAAAGGAAAACGCAACACUACAUCAGGAGGUUGAGCAGCUUAAACAGGAGAACAUGGACUUGCGUGCGCGUCUAUCGAAAUUCCAGGAUGUGUAAUGAAAAUAUAUAUAAAAGUGACUUGGCGAUACCACAACAACAAUUAUAUUAUAAUAUAUUAAUAAUAAUUUACAUAACGAUAACUUUUAGUAAACAGACA